AAACGUGGCCUAUUAUUAUUGUUUCGACCCGACCCGACCCAUCGCCGUAUAAAGAGAGUUAUCAUCACCGUCGUUAGGGAGCCUAGGGUUUAAAGCAACCAUCUCCGCCAUGAAAUCGCGGCGGCUGAACCUCUCGGUAGAAUCAAGUAUCUCCGCCAUUUCCCGAUGCAGUUCGCGAUCUCCAACCUCAACGAACGGGGGAGAAAACUCAGAGCCAAUCCCAGCCGACCUCAUUUUCGAACUUCUCUUGAGACUCCCGGCGAAAUCUAUAGCGAGAUGUCGCUGCGUAUCGAGCCUCUGGUCUUCCAUACUUAUCCGUCCUGACUUCACAGAGCUCUUCUUCACCAGAUCUUCAUCUCUCCCGCAGCUUCUCCUCUCCCGUCAAGAAAACGACGAGCUGCUCUUCUUCACUGCACCUCAGGCGGUCCAUACCUCGUCUAUUAUAUCCCCAAAUCACCAUAAGAAGAUCCCCUUUCUUAGUACCUCUCAAAUCUGCGGCCACCUCCGAGGUUUGAUCUGUCUUACACACCAGCGGACCGUGAAGAAAAGGAAAGAAACGGUCCCGGUGAUGUUUAACCCCAGCACCGGAGAGUCCUUGGAGUUACCCAAAGUGAAGACGAGUAUGGUUAUGGUGAGAAGCUUUUUCGCUUAUGAUCCAGUUGCUAAGCAGUUUAAGGUAUUGUCAAUGAGCUGGCCAUGCUAUAAAAGCGGAUGGAUAUGUAAGGAUCAUCAAGUUCUGACUUUAGGAAAUGGAAACUUAGCAUGGAGAAUGGUCGAAUGUGGCAUACCACAUCAUCCUACUUACGAUGGGAUAUGCAUCAACGGCUGUCUCUAUUACCAAGCUAUAGUUGAUCGAGGUUCGGGGGUUUCAGCUAUAAUUUGCUUUGAUGUUAGGUCUGAGAAGUUUAGUUUCAUUAGAAAAGCUCAGGGUGCGGCUCUCUGGCGCGAAUCGACUCUUGUAGACUACAAGGGUAGAUUAGGUACACUCACGGCAGAUAGGGAUGAACUUACUGGAGAAAGUAGAUAUAUGGAGAUGUGGCUUCUAGUAGAUGCUGAGAAACAUGAGUGGUCGAGGCAUGUAUAUGUCUUCCCCCCAUCGUGGGGCAAUGUAGCUGGAGAGGCUCAGUUAUACUAUAUCGGAAUGUCUGGUAACAAUGAGGUUUUGUUGUCUCCGCGAUAUCCAUCCAGCCCUUUCUAUGUUUUCUACUACAAUUUCGAGAGGGGAACUAUUAGAAGAGUUGAAAUCCAAAGAAUGGAUGCGCUUAAGCAUGGUAGAAUUCACACCUUUCUAGACCAUGUAGAGGACGUGAAGCUUUACGCAAAUGUGUAGGACUUUAUUUAUAACUUAAGAUUGUAACAGAAGUAUCGUGGCUUCUUAGUUUGAAGUACUAUGUUAUUGAAUGGCUAUUUCCUAGUUUAGGUUAUGUUGCCCAGCUUUGUUGGAAUUUUCUGGUUUUUAGAGCAAGGAGGAAUGGUUGUUCUAAAUUAUGUUAUUUUCAGUUUGUGACUUUUGUUUUGAUGAACUUUAUGUUAGUCAUCCACAUGUAAAGACUACAUUGACACUGCGCCAAUCUAUCCGAGAUGUUUAACCUCA
Messenger RNA from Brassica napus (rape), 1594 nucleotides. Its product is annotated as F-box protein DOR. Gene Ontology annotation, molecular function: protein binding. The coding region runs from base 110 to 1330 and encodes 406 amino acids. The transcript has a single exon. The record is from RefSeq and is a predicted model, not a curated record. Lineage: Eukaryota; Viridiplantae; Streptophyta; Magnoliopsida; Brassicales; Brassicaceae.